GAGAUUCCAGAGUGAACGAACACCCUGCUUUGGCAAGCAUGCACACACUGUGGGUGCGAGAACACAACAGGAUUGCCAGAAAACUGGCCAAACUUCGGCCACAGGACUCCACGGAGGAAAUUUUCCAGCUCACCAGGAAAAUCGUUGGUGCUCUCCUUCAGAAGAUCACCUAUAACGACUGGCUGCCAAUAAUCAUCGGCCGGGUGGCCACCCUAGCCGAACUGGUGUCCAAGACAGGCCGAUCCACCCCAAACCUGGCCUUGGACCCAAGCAUCACCAACUCCUUCUCCACCGCCACCUUCCGAUUUGGACACUCGAUGGUUCCCGCCGAAAUGCUCAUCGGAGAGAGAACAGUGUACCUAAGGGACCUGUUUAACAGACCUGCAGAAGUCUUGGAUAAUCUGGACGACGUUUUAGCUGGUCUGGCUGGAGUGAGCAGGAUCCACGGGCUCGUUGGCUAUAGGUCUCGUCUGGUAGAGGACGUGGACAAGGAAGUCGCUGAGGAUCUCACCAAGUUUCUGUUCCAACCUCCGAACGCUCCCCGAGGCUCGGGAUUCGAUCUCGUGUCCCUCAACAUCCAACGCGGGCGUGACCACGGCAUUCCUCCCUACACCAAGUUCCGCGAGAUAUGCAAUUACCCGCCCCUAACAGGAUUCAACGAUAAGGCGCUGGGUCCGCAUGGAUCAAAGCUGGCCACCAUCUAUGAGUCUGUGGAUGACAUCGAUCUGUUUACUGGGCUGCUGUAUGAGCCACACAUUCAAGGUGGAAUUGUUGGGGCAACCUUGAACUGCCUGAUCGUUCACCAGUUCACAUAUCUCAAAACUGGAGAUCGAUUUUUCUUCGAUACCUCUGAGAAGGAAUGCGGAUUCACAGACGACCAGCUAGAAAACAUCCGAGAAACAACGCUGGCGUCAAUCAUGUGUGAGAACCUCGAGAUGCCUCAGUUACCUGUGAACGUGUUCCGACUGGUCUCCAAAUACAACCUAUUGACGGAUUGCCAACAACUGAAAGGCGCCCUGAACCUGAAACUGUUCCAGUAAUGAAGCGAAUGACCAGCUGUAAGAGUUCACGCGGGGUGGGUGGAAGGACCUCCCACGCCACAACGGAGACUGGACUUCCAACAUGGUUUUUCCCACGACUUUUGCUGUAGGUUUCAACUCCAACCAUUGCUUUUGAAUACAAGGAAUUAGUGUGUAUGAUGAACAGCAGUCAGUUCCAAGCCAACAGAUUACUACCGUUUUGUUGGGGUCCUGGUGUUCGAUUACGCUCAGGAAAAAAAAUAAUGUAACGGGAAUUUUCUGGAAUUUUCUGAAACGUUCUGAAUCGUCUAAGACUUUCCCCUGAAUUUUUUUCUUUAAAAAAAUGUAUUGAUAACAAAUCUUAAUAAAUUGUGAAAUUACAACACUUGA
Messenger RNA from Aplysia californica (California sea hare), 1409 nucleotides. RefSeq names its product chorion peroxidase. Gene Ontology annotation, biological process: response to oxidative stress. NCBI's taxonomy places the organism in Eukaryota, Metazoa, Mollusca, Gastropoda, Aplysiida, Aplysiidae. Gene Ontology annotation, molecular function: heme binding; peroxidase activity. The record is from RefSeq and is a predicted model, not a curated record.